Molecule: messenger RNA, 789 nt
Organism: Prunus armeniaca (apricot)
Lineage: Eukaryota; Viridiplantae; Streptophyta; Magnoliopsida; Rosales; Rosaceae
Source: the annotation of a GenBank genome assembly
AUGGAUCUCAUUGGCAAGAUUUAUCUAGCCAGUAGCAAGCAACACUGUUUUAUCAUUGUUGCUAUAGACUAUUUCACCAAAUGGGUGGAAGCCAAGCCUAUUAAAUCCACUACAUCUCAGGAAAUCAUCACUUUCAUAAAAGAACAGAUUUUACAAAGGUUUGGCAUUCCAGAAUCCAUCACAACUGACAGGGGAUCUUCUUUCAUAUAUGAAGAGAUGCUAGAUAUGGCAGAAGCGUUCAAAUUCAAGCUGCUUCAAUCCACUUCUUAUUAUGCUCAAGCCAAUGGGCAGGCAGAAUUAAGUAACAAUGUUAUCAUCAACAUUAUCAGAAAAAUGCUUGAGAAAAAUCCAAAGCAGUGGCAUGAGAAGUUAUCAGAAACUUUGUGGGCAUAUAGAACUUCAAAGAGAGAGGCAAUUGGCAUGACCCCAUAUGCUCUAACCUAUGACCAUGAUGCAAGUCUACCCAUGGAGAUAGCAGUCCAGUCUCUUAGAAUUGCUCAUCAACAAAAUCUGAUUGGAGAGGAUUACUCUCAAGCCAUGCUGCUAGAACUGGAAGGAUUGGAUACAAGCAGGAUUGAUACCCUGAACAAACUCUUAGCAGGAAAGCAGGUUGUAUCAAGGGACUACAACAAAAGAGUUAGAAAGAUGAGUUUUGAAGAAGGAGAAAUAGUCUGGAAAGCAGUUCUGCCCCUUGGAACACAUAUAGCAGGUUAUGGAAAGUGGUCAUCUACAUGGGAAUGUCCUUUUAUAAUUAAGCAAAUCCUUGGAAUGGGGGCAUACAUAUUAUAG